Molecule: messenger RNA, 3331 nt
Organism: Tachysurus fulvidraco (yellow catfish)
Lineage: Eukaryota; Metazoa; Chordata; Actinopteri; Siluriformes; Bagridae
Product: protein NLRC3-like
Exons: 16
Coding region: 216-3197 (993 amino acids)
Source: RefSeq, a predicted model, not a curated record
CAGCAGAAUAACGGACUCGCCCUUAUGAGUGAAUGUUAUGCAUCAUCAGGUGCUGCACAGGAAGAGGAAGCAAUUGCAGUCUGAUGGAUCCUGAGCACCUGUUCGUGAGAUCGAGGCUAAAAAUCUCUUCUAAGCUUUAAUACAUCUUGUUUUUUGUUAAAUCAUUUGAAUGGAAAAGGAUUAAGACUGAAGUAGAUGUUUGACUUUCUGAGAGAAUGUCAGGGGAGUGUCAGGAAAUCCCAACUACUGAAAUGAGUCUACCAGAGGGACAAUUUAAUAAUGAAAGUGGAACAGAGAAAAGGCCAGAAUCUCCUGUAUCCUCUGAUAUACCAAGCUUUAAGGAUGAACAAUCAAAACCAUUCCUCGACCAAUGUAAGGAUGGAACAUCCUCUCAGGAAAGCCAAGUCUCCUUUAAGAGUGACCAGACUAAGCCACUCUCAAUCAACUUUGAAGAUGAAACAGGCUCUCAAGAAAGUGGAACCGAAGAAAGGCCAAUUUCUCCUGUAUCCGGAUGUAUGUCCUAUAAGAGUGACCAAUCCAAGCCACACUCUAUCAACUUUAAAGGGGGAAGAGAAUCUCAGGAAAGUGGAACCGAGGAAAGGCCAAAUUCUCCUGUAUCUGGAUGUGUGUCCUAUAAGAGUGACCAAUCCAAGCCACACUCUAUCAACUUUAAAGGGGGAAGAGAAUCUCAGGAAAGUGGAACCGAGGAAAGGCCAAAUUCUCCUGUAUCCGGAUGUGUGUCCUAUAAGAGUGACCAAUCCAAGCCACACUCUAUCAACUUUAAAGGGGGAAGAGAAUCUCAGGAAAGUGGAACCGAGGAAAGGCCAAAUUCUCCUGUAUCCGGAUGCAUGUCCUAUAAGAGUGACCACUCCAAGCCACACUCUAUCAACUUUAAAGGGGGAAGAGAAUCUCAGGAAAGUGGAACCGAGGAAAGGCCAAAUUCUCCUUUGUCCGGAUGUAUGUCCUAUAAGAGUGACCACUCCAAGCCACACUCUAUCAACUUUAAAGGGGGAAGAGAAUCUCAGGAAAGUCAAAUUUCCUCCCCAGCUAGACAGCUAAAGCAAACACCCAGCAUCGACAAAACAACAGGGGGACAAUCUAUGGGAAGUGAUCGUGCUGAACCUGAGGCUCCUGUGAAAAUUGACAAAUUAGAAAAGAAGAUUACAGACUAUCUCUACAACAUUUUCAAUGAUCUUGAGAAUAAAAUGAUUGUAUUUAUAAAACAUGAGCUGGAGAUGUUUAAGACAUUUCUAAGAAAAGAAAACAAAAGAUACUACAAUGAUGUGAGGGAUGAUUUGUGGAGUGUAAAAGAAGCAGCUCUUGAUAUGACAUUGUACUUUCUGAAGUUGAUGGAACACAAUGACCUCGCUGAUGCACUCCAGGAUGCACUAAUAGGAGUUCAGCAGCGUGCACUCAAAUCAAACCUGUGUAAGAAGUACAAGCGUGUAUGUGAAGGAAUUGCAAAGCAAGGAGAGUCCAACACUCUUAACAACAUCUACACAGAUCUGUACAUCACUGCAGGUGGAAGUGGACAAAUGAAUAAACAUGAAGUGAGUCAAAUUGAAAAGAAAAAAACUUGUGUGAAAACUGAAAGUCAAAUAGAGCAGGAGGAAAAAAUUGAAUGCAAGAACAUGUUUGGACCAUCACCUGGAGAAGAAAAACCCAUCAGAACUGUGGUGACACAGGGGGUCGCUGGUGUUGGAAAAUCCAUCUGUGUGCAGAAGAUUGUUCUAGACUGGGCUGAAGGGAAAGAAUAUCAGGACAUAAAGUUCAUAUUUCCACUGCCUUUCAGAGAACUGAAUUUAAAAGAAAAGGAAAGAUGCAGUUUGAGGGACAUCAUCUAUCAGUUUUUCCCAAAAACUAAAGGAAUGAGAUUCACAGACAGGUAUAAAGUCAUGUUCAUCUUUGAUGGACUGGAUGAGUGUCGACUUCCUCUAACAUUCCAUGAAAACCAAAAGUGUACUGAUGUAACAGAGAAAGCCUCACUGGACACUAUAAUAACAAACCUCAUUGAAGGAAACCUGCUUCCGUCUGCUCUCAUCUGGAUAACCACUCGACCAGCAGCAGCUGCUAAGAUCCCUGCUGAACAUGUGGACCGGGUCACAGAGGUGCGUGGCUUCAAUGAUGAACAAAAGGUGGAGUACUUCAGAAAGAAAAUCUGUGAUGAGAGUCUGGCCAACAGAAUCAUUGAUCAUAUUAAAAGAUCAAGAAGUCUCUUCAUCAUGUGUCAUAUUCCAGUCUUCUGCUGGAUUUCAGCCACUGUGCUUGAAGAUAUUUUGGGGAGAUCAGACUGUGAAGACAUUCCACAGACUCUGACGGAGAUGUACACAUGUUUUCUGAUCUUUCAGACCGUACAGGGGGACAAGAAAUACAAUAGAAAUAAUGCCUCAGACAUUCCAUGGGAUAAAGAUGGAAUUCUUUCUCUGGGAAAGCUUGCCUUUAGUCACCUGGAAAAAAACAAUCUGAUUUUCUAUGAAAAAGAUCUAAAAGCCUGUGAAAUUGAUGUCAGUAACAUAGAGGCGUACUCAGGAGUGUGCACUCAGGAGACUGACAGAUUUAAAUGCACAUCUUUCAGCUUUGUGCAUCUCAGCAUUCAGGAGUUCAUUGCUGCCUUGUUUACAUAUGUAUGUGUCCGAGAUGAAAAGAAGAAUGUUUUUGAGCAAUCAGAAGAGAAUAAAGAAACAAAAGUUAUUGAUUUGCUCAAGGUCACAGUGGACAAAGCUUUGGAGAGUGAAACCGGACACUUUGACCUUUUCCUCCGCUUCCUUCUGGGCCUCUCAGUGGAGUCUAAUCAGAAGCACAUUCGAGGUCUACUGACAAACACAGGAAGCAGCUCUAACUGCCAAAAGGACAUAGUUGAGUACAUCAAGUUAAAGUUUGAACAAAACCCAACUCCAGAGAGAUCAAUCAAUCUGUUCUACUGUCUGAACGAGUUAAAUGAUCAUUCACUGGUGAAAGAGAUCCAAAACCGUAUGAGCUCAGGUUGUCUCUCUGAAGCUGAACUCUCACCUGCUCAGUGGUCUGCUCUGGUCUUUGUGUUGCUGACAUCAGAGAAGGACCUGAAAGUGUUUGAGCUACAGAAGUUCAUAAGAUCAGAUGAAUGCUUUAAGAGACUGUUACCAGUCGCCCAGGAAGCCACAACAGUUCUGUGUGAUUUUUAUAUUGCCCACAUCUGUUACUUGCCCCAGGCUCAGUGAGUGUAACAUGACAGAGAGAAGCUGCUGGUCUUUACACACAGUUCUCAGCUCAGAAUCCUCCAAGCUGACUGAGGUGGAUCUGAGCAGUAAUCCUCUGGGGGACUCAGGAGUGAAGCAGCUUUGUGCUGGACUGA